Molecule: messenger RNA, 252 nt
Organism: Plenodomus lingam JN3
Lineage: Eukaryota; Fungi; Ascomycota; Dothideomycetes; Pleosporales; Leptosphaeriaceae
Source: RefSeq, a predicted model, not a curated record
AUGGCCCCUGCACUAAGGAUGACACGCUCAAUCAAAGAGAAGCUACCAUUUUUUUUGCUGGGGGGCGGGUGUUCGAGUCCGGGUUGGAGACUUUGGGCGGGUUUUUUUGGCUUUGUGUGUUUGGAGGUUGGGGCGGGCGUCCACGCUGCUAAACCCAGGCGCGUUAUUUCAGCAAAGGUGCAAAAACAAUUACACUUAAAGGUAAUACUAAUACGAUUCAAGUCUCUGGUAUUCAUCUCGUAUUACUUAUAA